Messenger RNA from Phaedon cochleariae (mustard beetle), 1047 nucleotides. The record is from the annotation of a GenBank genome assembly. NCBI's taxonomy places the organism in Eukaryota, Metazoa, Arthropoda, Insecta, Coleoptera, Chrysomelidae.
AUGGGUGGCGAACAAGUAUGUAUGAUUCGAAAACCAGGCAUUACUACCACAAUGAAGAGCAUGAUCUCUUAUGGAGAUUCUAACGCUAAAUUUCUUGAAACAGUCGGAUGGGGAAUUGAUAGCGAAAAUCAGCCAAUUCUAGACAAAUCUAGUCACAUAUUCAGUGGAAAACUACCGCUAAAAUAUUUAAUGGGGUUCGCUGAGGAUUAUAAUAAAGGUAUAUUGAAUGUGAAACAGGAGCUGAUACUCAUCAUAGCUCGAUCAUUCAAAAACUGCUAUAUAGGAGAAGUUGAUGCCAGUGUGGAGAUUAACAAAAUCGAAUGGAAGAUAGGACAUAUUAUGCCAUCGGAUAAGCAGAGGUUGAAAUUACUGAACCGUCUCAAUAAAAGUUCUACAGCAAAAGUGAAAAUUGCAUACAGGAUGUGGGAUCUGUAUGAAUUACCGUCAAUUCGUGAAACAUCUUCAGACAUUUGGGCUGUUAAAACCACCAAUAGUCUCGAGCGACCAAGGUACAUUAUCAUAGGCUUCCAAAAUUCUGGUAACACAGAUAAUAGAUCCAAGGAUACCACCCAAUUCAUUCAUGCGGGAGUCAACAAUAUUCGACUGUAUUUGAAUUCGGAAGUUUACCCUUAUGAACGGUGGAAUUUGGAUUUUGGAAAAAAGUUAGAUGCUGUAGCCUAUUAUGCAUACGAUAAUUUCCAACGAAGCUAUUAUGGUAAAGACAUGAGCGAACCAAUGAUGAGUAUUGAGGAGUUUAGAAAAAAUCCGUUAUUCAUCAUAGACUGCAGCCAUCAACCGGACACAUUGAAAUCUUCAACUGUCGAUAUCAAGUGCGGCGGCUCACUGGUCAGCAGGAGGCACGUGGUUACUGCGGGUCAUUGCGUUGCCCGAGCAACGCCGAGGCAGGUGCACGUGACGCUGGGCGAUUACGUCAUCAAUUCGGCCGUGGAACCUCUUCCUGCCUAUACGUUCGGAGUCUCGAGUAUACAGUUGAUGUUCCUUUGGAUGCAAAUUACUCUGUUCUUGCUCAGCUCCUUCGUGCAUUAA